UUUAAACUCAUUCCCGAGCGAGUACUGGAACUGUUAGUGGAGGGAUUUUUCCCCCCCUUUUUUUUUUCUUUGCCCAUCUGGGGGAGAAGUUUGGCGGCUUGCGUUGUUGCGUGGUCCUUUUUAGCUUUUCAUCCGGCCCAUGCCAUUCAUUCAAGCGUUGGAAGAGAUGAAAAUGGAGAGAAUUCUUCCCUCUCUCUCGCAUUUUUUAUGCAUUCUUUUCUCAUUUUUUUGCUUUUGUUUUGUUUUGUUUUCGUUUAUUUUUUGAGAGAGAGAGAGCGCUUUGGUGGUGGUCGUAUCUUCUGUGAGCGAGUGAUCCUUUGGCAAAGUUUUUCUGAGAUUCUCUGCGAAUUUUCCUUUUCUUGUUUGUUUCCAUCUCCUUGGGAUCACUUCCUCCGGCAUUAUCGGUUUUUGCAAACACUCGCUUUCCCCCUUGGCCAGCCGGCAACAGUGUGCUUUAAGUUCUAACUCGCGUGUCCUUGGGUACUGUAAGAGACAAGCGCAGCGCCUCUAUCCCUGCCAAAGAAAAAGAGAGGGAAAAAAAAAAUGGAGAGAGAGAGAGAGAAGAGAACACUACUCUGCAAGCAAGCGAUCGCUCGCUGCUGACCACCCCUGGAUUGAAUUCUUUGUGGUCCUUUCAGUGACUCAUCGAGCUGUGCAACUCUGUCUGCCAUAGCCAGUGUGUGUUUUUAAAGGUUUUUUUUUUCCUCUUCCUGGCUGUGAAAGGGAGUGUUUUUUUUUUUUCCCCCUCUCCUCGUUCUUUCGUCUUCACCACGGGCAUUAUAGGUGUACGCAGCUUCUGGUCAUUUCCGGCUCCUCCGCGGCAUUAGAAUACGCAAGAGAGAUAAAAAGUAUAAGGAGGAGGUCCCCUUCUUAAUGCUUUGCGGGUUUCAGUCACGCAAUUGGAAGCUAGAGUUGCCGCCUCGUUGCUUCCUUGCUUCCUGUUCGUUUGGUUCGUUCGUCCCCCCAGGCAUUGAUCUUUCUCUUUAUCCUUUGUUUUCUUUUCUUCUUCUCUGUGCCAUUGCAUUCCUCCCGGCAUAGCUUUUGCUAACUCAACGCGUAUGUCUGUCGAUUCAGUCGGUCUGAUCUAGUUGUUAUAAGAUCCUUGCGAGUUGUUCUGCACUCAUUUUCAUCCCAGGGAAACGUGUUGGUGUUUCGAGCCGCUGCUGCCGCGGCUGCUGCUGCUGUACUCUUGCUCGUGCGUCUAUAGCUUGUGUUACGCUGUUCCAGUCCACCUUUGAGUUUUUUUCUUUCUUUUUUGAUCCUGUUUUUUUUUUCUCUUUUUUAUAACUUAAGCUUAGUGUAUAGUAUAGUAUUGCAUCUGCACAUCACUGCACUGGUGCUCUCUUUUUCCUCCAUUGCUUUUGUUCAGGGCUGUGCCUGUGCUUCUUUUCGUGUACUUGGGGAACUGCCAGAUACGCAAAAACAGCCUUCCUUUUGCUCUCUCUGCUGCUGCUGCCCAGGAGCAGCACAGGUGCAUUGUUCGCUCCAUCAGAAUCGAGCAGGAGAUAUCACACCAUGGCUCGUGCUCGUUCUUCCGGCCUUCCAAUCACUGGAUGUCAUCGUUAUCUCCUAAGCUAGCUACUGAAGGCCUACAUUCCGAGAAUUCUAUCGAUUACAACGCGUGCGUGAUACAUGGCUGCUGUACCACACGUAUCGUCUGCCGAGUCCCUAUUCCAUGAGGGCAUGGACGUCUCGCAUCCUCAAGCGCUGCCUCGAGUCGUCACCACCGCUCAGCAGCACGGCUUCUCCACGCCUAUGUCCCUUGAUUUCCACGACAAGUUUACUUUGGAGAGAUCACUUCCAAGCUACGCCUCGUCGAGCUUUCAGCUGGUCGGACAGUCUUCCUCUUCUUGGGAGCCGCAGCAGCAGAAUGCCGACACACACUUCUUCACGUCCAGCGGCAAUGCAGCAGCACAGGUGUUGAGUAUACACUCCUCGCAUCAUCUCACCGGAGGAGAACAGCAUGAAAUUCUCGUCGACUGGCAGCAAAUGGGAGAUUUUGCGUCGUCCCUUGGGAGUGGAGGCUCUGGUUUAACUCCCUCGAGCACUACUACGACUGCUACUACAGCUCAAGGAGCGGCAUUGUCCGAUGGAACCAUGGUGGAGCUAAUUGGACGGAUAGGGGGGUGUCUCUCCACCAGUGCGAGCACAAACUCUUCAAUGAGAUCGAGUCCUCAUCUCCUGGCGUCCGAGGCGAAAAGUGGAUGGAAUUCUCCAGUGGAGGCGGCAAGUCAGCAUCACGGGACUCAUGGUUUCAUUUCGUUUGGGAACGGUAACGCCGCCGCUGCUGCUACUGCUUCUCACUUAAGUCAAGCCGUCUUUGCGUUGGUUGACGAGAACAAAGAUCACAUCAGAUCUGGUGUUGCGAUCCCACUUUGCCAGGCUGAUGCAAGUAAGUUGCCAGUUGUUGAGACGAAAGUUGAGGCAUCUGUGGAUGACACGAGUGGGGCCAAGAGCGCGCAAGAAACAAGCCAGGCGUCGAUUGUCAAGGAAUCCACCGGAAGGAAGCGGAGGACAUUGUCCGAGGACAAGCUCAAAGACGGUUCUUCGUGUGUGACCAGCAGCGGUGUCAAGGAUGGAGAGCAAGUUAAAGGGAAGCGACAGAGGAAUCCAAACGCGAAGGAAGAGUCAAAACAGCAUGGUAAUGGUAAAGCCGAUCGAAGCAGCAGUGACAACUCUGGAAGCACAAGCCCCAAGUCAGUCAAGGAGAACACAAAACCACCCGAGCCUCCCAAGGACUACAUUCAUGUGAGAGCUCGAAGGGGACAAGCAACCGAUAGUCAUAGCCUCGCUGAAAGGGUUCGAAGGGAGAAAAUCAGCGAGCGUAUGAAGUUCUUGCAGGAUCUAGUACCCGGAUGUAACAAAGUUACUGGAAAAGCCGUGAUGCUUGAUGAAAUCAUUAACUACGUCCAGUCGCUCCAGCGUCAAGUUGAGUUCCUGUCAAUGAAGCUGGCAGCCGUGAACCCCCGCCUGGAGUUCAACGUCGAAAGUCUACUAGGAAAAGAGGUGCCGCAUGGACGGGCCUCUCCAACAAAUUUUGUCCUGGGGCCCCAAAGCUAUUCGCAGCAGCUGCAUCAAGCACAACACAGUGCCUUGCAACUUGCCGGUUUCGACUUGAGAACACUGACCGGUUUACAAGAAGCUGCUAUGCGAAGAGGAGCUUUCCCGUGCCUCGAUCCAUACAGUGAUCCCGCCUCACAGACAUCAAGUGUUUGGGAUGGGGAGCUACAGAACAUCGUUCACAUGAUGGGCUUUGUGGAGAAUGGUCCUUGAAGAUUAUUUCUUGCAAUUGUUUUGUUCGUACCGCUGCUAACCAGACUAGAGAAGAGAAGAUUACUCACAACACCAGCGAGGAAGGGAGGUAUUUUAUGUAUCUACUUGCGACAAUAAGCUCAGCGCUAUACAUAAGAAUUUGGACAAGCCGAGUGCUGCGACCGGGAUGGAUCAACGCGAAUUGCCUCAAAGGAGAAGAAAAGUUGAGCCAUUUCGGUGCCAGUGUACACUUGAAACUACAUAGCUUCUUUGUUGCGGCCUGGCGUCCUUGUAUUAUAUUAUAUAUAUAUGAUUAAAAUAUUAAUGUAUUUA
Selaginella moellendorffii is the source of this 3585-nucleotide messenger RNA. RefSeq names its product transcription factor bHLH62. The record is from RefSeq and is a predicted model, not a curated record. Gene Ontology annotation, molecular function: DNA-binding transcription factor activity; protein dimerization activity. The transcript has 10 exons. Gene Ontology annotation, cellular component: nucleus. Gene Ontology annotation, biological process: regulation of DNA-templated transcription. Lineage: Eukaryota; Viridiplantae; Streptophyta; Lycopodiopsida; Selaginellales; Selaginellaceae. Bases 1633 to 3273 code for a protein of 546 amino acids.